GGUUGCCAUGGUUACCAGAACCUCCUGGUUUCUUCCUUCGGACGUUUCGGAACCAGUGGCACUAGAUCCAGUUUCCCUCCCACCAGGUGCCAGGCGGUUCUGGAGAACCGGGAUGUUUUCCUGCUCUGUUUGCUCCGCAGCUUCAGGAUCAGCCUCUGACGUCACGCCGCUGCGCUGGUCCAAUCAGCAGCGUCCUGGACCGGGUCUGGGUUCGGUCCGCCGCGCCUGGAACCGCAGAGGGAAGCAGCGGUGGCGGAACCGGGAUGAUCCGCAGAACCGGGCGGUUCUGGUGAGGGAUGGAGACCCGGAGUUCUGGAGUCCGACCCAUGUUCGGUCUGGUUCUGCUGCUGGUCUGGGUCAGCCCGCCGAGCUGCCGGGCCAGCUGGAUGUGGCUGGGCGUGACGUCCGGCGGCGACCCGGUUCUGAGCGGCCGGCAGCGGGCCGUGUGCCGCGGGAAGCCCUUCCUGCUGCCCGGCGUGCGGGACGGAGCCCGGCUGGCCGUGUCGGAGUGUCGGAACCAGUUCCGACUGGAGCGCUGGAACUGCUCCACGACCCGGAACCCUGCGGCCGUGUUCGGCCACGAACUGACGAGCGAGGAAGUGAUGUCAGAACGUCUCCAUCCCGCAGGAACCAAGGAGACGGCGUUCAUCUACGCGGUGAUGGCGGCGGGUCUGGUCCACUCCAUCACCCGGUCCUGCAGCCAGGGCAACAUGACGGAGUGCGGCUGCGACGCCCGGCUGCGCGGCGGCGGCGGCGGCACGGCGGCGGAGGAGGAAGGCUGGCACUGGGGCGGCUGCUCGGACCACAUCCGGUUCGGAACCUGGUUCAGCCGGAGGUUCAUGGACGUCUCAGAGAAGAACUCGUCAAUGGACCGAGUCGGGUUCACGCUCGGCACCAUGAACCAGCACAACGCUGAAGCCGGACGGCAGGCCAUUGAGACGACCAUGUCCACAGACUGUCGCUGCCACGGUAUUUCUGGUUCCUGCGCAGUGAAGACCUGCUGGAGGUCCAUGGCGCCGUUCCAGCGUGUCGGCGCCUUCCUGAAGGAGCGAUACGAGCGCAGCGUCCAGGUGUCGGACCGGGCCAGGAGGAAGACCAGAAAAAAGGACCGGCGCCAUCUUGUGGACAAAAACGAACUCAUCUACCUGAACAAGUCUCCAAACUACUGCCUGGAGGACAGGCGGCGUGGCAUCGCCGGCACGGGGGGGCGCCGCUGCAACCGGACCUCCACCGGCCCAGAUGGCUGCAACCUGCUUUGCUGCGGCAGAGGCUACAACACUCAUGUGGUGAGGAACAUCCAGCGCUGCGAGUGCAAAUUUGUCUGGUGCUGCUACGUCCACUGCAGACGCUGCGAGAGCAUGAACGACAUGCACACCUGUAAAUAAGUCUACACCUGGAAGACAGUCCUGCGUGGAUGAAGGUUCUGAUCAGAUCAGGAUCUGGAUGAAACAGCUGCAGGUCACUGCUGGAGCCUGGAGGAAGCCUGGAAGCAGCCUCCAGGCAGGACUUGGUCUUCCUCCAGGUCUUCUCUGCGGGACGUGUCCACCUGGAGAAGAACUUGAGACCCAACAUGGACACGUUUUCAUUUGCAGCUGAUGUAGUAGAACCUUUAAAACCAGGGAUGUGUCGAUACCGUGUUCCUUCAAACCCAGUACAAGUUAAACGUACAUCCCAGUACUUUCUGAUGCCAGAUAAUGAGUACCAGGUGGUACCUGGUACUCAUUAGUACUGGCUACUAAUGAGUACCAGGUAGUAUCAGGUACUCAUUAGUACUGGGUACUAAUGAGUACUUACACACCAAUACGCAUAACGCGAAAAUUUUGUUUUCAUUCAGUACAUUUAACUACAACAGAACUACAAGGUCAGAGUAUUUUAACUGUAGGACUACUCUACAGUAUUUUACCGACCAGAACCAACAGAACCAUACUCGUUCAGUCCUCCCACUUUUCAACUGAAAACAUUCAUCUUCACCAAGUCCUGAAGCUCAGGCAACUUGGUGAUGGCUAGCAAUCUCCUACUUUGGAGAUUUUGAGAAGAUCUCCAAAUAUCUGCAAAGUACCAAAACUGGCAAUCCGAUCAAACUGUUGGCUGAGAAACGGAGUUAUUAAUUCAGAGAUUACUACAGGGGUGGUUGUUGCUGCUGUUGCAAAACUCCUUGAACUCUGUGGCUUGCUGAUUUCUAACUGUUUUCUCAGAUUGCUGGUGUUGAUCCUCUUGGACCUCCAGACCGCUGACAUGGCGCCUCGUCUACUGCUUUGCUACCCUAGCCUGCUAGCUAACUUCAGUUGGAAAUAGUUUAGCCGUUGGUGGUUUUGUGGCUUCAUUUGCAGCUUCUUUCCUGCAGCAAAGGAUGACAAUCAAUUACAUAUCAAAUACCAAAGGCAAGUAGAACUAAACUAACAUCACCAUAAAUGCUUCUUCUUAGCAGAUAAUCAACUAACAAUGGAGUUUAUCUGUAAACUGAGCUGAAGCAAGUUGAAAUUAUUAGUUUAACUAACAAAAAAUUUCAUAACAUUCUACUCAUAAUUAACACAUGAACUUACAGAUGAAUGUGUUUGGACAGCCAGUCACCGUGAGUCCAGCCUGAAAAUCAAACAAUGUCCAGUAGGUGGCAGUAAAGCUCAACUUGUGAUUCAAAAUAAAACCAAACAAAAGAUUCUGAUGGAGCCAGAGAUCCGGUCCGGUCCGGUCCCGUCCCGCCCUCGUUCCUCCUUCAGACGCCGUUCAUGUUGAAGGUUAAAGGUCGCAGUGUGUCCCACAUUCUCCACAUCCGCACUUUUACGGACUUCGGCGAAGUGUAUUACCCACAAUUCAUUGCUGCACGUGACGUUUUGAGUUAAAAGGCGGAUUUGUGGUAAUGUUUUGUUUUCUCCGUCUUUAUAGAAAAUUCAAAGAAAAUAUUAUGACUAGGCACAUUAAUAAUAAAAAGUUAAAUUAAUAAACUGAGCAGAAAAAAUAAGAAAUAAAAAGAAUAAUCACAAAUUGAGGAAAGUAAAAGAAAAUGUCACAAAUGAAAGACAAAUGUCAAAUCCUACAUUAAGAUAUUAACAUAUUGGAAUAAAAAUUGGGCUUUUAUGAUGUGGCAACGUUUAAGCACUCUCUCAAAUAAAAUAAUUUCCCUAUCAAAUGGAGGUGAUUUUUUAGAAAGCAGCAUUUGUGAAUAAAAUUUAGGAUUAAAUGCAUCAUAAUUUAUUCUCAUCUCCUGUUAAUAGGCCCAAUUUUAUUAAAUUAAACUUAAAGAUGGAUUAGAUUUAUUGUACAAUAACCACUUUUGAAAACUUUCUAAAAACUUUAAUGAAGUCACAAUUGGAAAAAAAUGUAAAAUUUAUUGUCUCAAAAUCUCAGUCACAAAACGCAGGAACUGAUAUUUAUUUUAAAUUUCUUUUGCAGAAAGUUAUUACGGGGAAAACUUUCUGCAUAAUUAUGAAAUUUAUAUCAAGCUUUUUGUGGGAGUGGAAUAGAAAGCUGCUUGGUUUUAUUAUGAUUUUUAAACAAAUAUUUUCUUCUCAGACUAGAUUAGCAGAAAACUGAUGAAUUUAUUGUUACACUUUUGGUUCAUAAAGCCACAACAUUCAUAGUUUCUUUUAAAAAGUUCAUUUUAGUUCCAUUAGUCUUUUAAUUUUUCAAAUGUAGCGUCAGACAUUUUUAUUAUAUUUUAGAUAUGCCAUGUGUUUGUCCUGAACUUGAUCUUUGUUAUUAGCUCCACUUUAUACCAGACUAAUGUUUAGCUGCAUAAAACAGAUGAUUUUAUGGGUAAAAAUACUUUCUCUAUUAGCAAAUAGACUGAUAAAUAAAAUAUUACAUUUUAA
This is a messenger RNA of Xiphophorus couchianus (Monterrey platyfish), 3809 nucleotides long. RefSeq names its product wingless-type MMTV integration site family, member 16 (gene wnt16). Gene Ontology annotation, biological process: cell fate commitment; neuron differentiation; canonical Wnt signaling pathway. The record is from RefSeq and is a predicted model, not a curated record. Gene Ontology annotation, molecular function: cytokine activity; frizzled binding. Lineage: Eukaryota; Metazoa; Chordata; Actinopteri; Cyprinodontiformes; Poeciliidae. The transcript is spliced from 4 exons. Gene Ontology annotation, cellular component: extracellular region. The coding region runs from base 297 to 1385 and encodes 362 amino acids.